Rhincodon typus (whale shark) is the source of this 1740-nucleotide messenger RNA. RefSeq names its product excitatory amino acid transporter 2-like. Gene Ontology annotation, cellular component: plasma membrane. Gene Ontology annotation, molecular function: neutral L-amino acid transmembrane transporter activity; glutamate:sodium symporter activity; L-glutamate transmembrane transporter activity. Bases 1 to 1740 code for a protein of 579 amino acids. The record is from RefSeq and is a predicted model, not a curated record. NCBI's taxonomy places the organism in Eukaryota, Metazoa, Chordata, Chondrichthyes, Orectolobiformes, Rhincodontidae. The transcript has 10 exons. Gene Ontology annotation, biological process: L-glutamate transmembrane transport.
AUGACAAACCAAUCUGACAUUCAUAUCUCAGAGCGUCACCCGAGCCUGGAUGAAUUACCCAAACCUCCCUUUUCGAAGCAUUGCAAUUGGUUGGAAAGAAAUCUACUUCUCUUGCUGACCAUUCUUGGAGUUAUUCUGGGUGCUGUGUUCGGUUGUCUUCUACGCAUGGUUCCUGACCUGGGGCCCAACUUCGUCCUCCUUGUCUCCUUCCCUGGUGACAUCCUCAUGCGAAUGCUCAAGAUGUUGAUUCUCCCACUCGUCAUCUCCAGUCUGAUCUCAGGGCUUGCGAGCCUUGAUGCCAAAUCAAGUGGGAGGAUGGGCUCCCGGGCCUUGGUGUAUUACAUGUCCACGACGGUCAUUGCUACUGCUCUCGGUGUGGUUCUGGUGAUUGCCAUCCACCCUGGCAACCAAAAGCUCAAGAAGUCAAUGACCGUGAUAUCCAGGAACCCCGAAGUGUCAAGUUUGGACGCCUUCCUGGAUCUCAUACGGAAUCUGUUCCCGGAAAACCUUGUUCAAGCAUGUUUCCAACAGGUGCAGACAGUAUCAAAGAAGGUUCUAGUCUCUCUCCCUGAUGACGUCAAGUUGGACAACUCAACCCAAGCGGUCACAUCGAAUGUUUCCUUCCCAAAUGGGACCCUGCCUGCUGCCAAUGCCCGGCAGAUCUUCAUAACGAAGAAACAACUGGAGCUCAAAUGGGGGAUGAAUGUUCUAGGACUGAUUGGAUUCUUCAUUGCGUUUGGGAUAUCCAUGGGGAAGAUGGGUGAAAGGGCACAUAUCAUGGCUGAGUUCUUCAACGUUCUCAAUGAAAUCAUCAUGAAGCUGGUUUCAAUGAUCAUGUGGUACUCUCCGUUGGGAAUCGCCUCCCUGAUCUGUGGGAAGAUCGCAGCCAUCAAGGACCUGGAGGUGGUUGCCCAGCAGCUCGGCAUGUACAUGGUGACAGUGAUGGUGGGCCUUGUUAUUCACGGCACCCUCAUUCUCCCCUCCAUCUAUCUCCUCAUCACCAAGAAGAACCCACUCACCUUCUACGGUGGGAUAUUUCAGGCUUGGAUCACAGCUCUCGGCACUGCCUCAAGUGCAGGUACUCUACCGGUGACCUUUCGCUGUCUCGAAGAAAACCUGCAUAUCGACAAAAGGGUGACUCGGUUUGUGCUGCCUAUUGGUGCUACCAUAAACAUGGAUGGCACGGCAUUGUAUGAAGCGGUGGCGGCCAUCUUUAUUGCCCAGAUGAAUGGGAUCACGCUGGACCCUGGGCAGAUAAUCACAGUCAGCCUGACCGCCACUCUGGCAAGUGUUGGAGCGGCCAGUAUUCCCAGUGCUGGUCUCGUCACAAUGCUGCUGAUCCUCACAGCCGUGGGUCUUCCAACUGAGGACGUCAGCUUGCUCAUUGCUGUCGAUUGGCUCCUCGAUCGUAUGAGGACAUCGGUGAACGUGGUUGGUGACUCAUUCGGAGCUGGGAUAGUCCACGAUCUCUCCAAACUAGAAUUGGCAGCCAUCGAUGCCCAGCACGCAGAUCAAAACGAUUUGGAAAUGGUCAAGCUCCGGCCAUCGCUUGACAACGAGAAGAUCUACAAGAUGGAGAUUACACCUCUGCUUCCCUACGCAGGAUAUAACUCAAUACCAACUAUCGAUUACGAAACCACAGACAUCAAGAAUGAUGGCUCCGACCAGGAUGACAAUGAGCCAGGAGAACUGAAGGAACCCGAAGAAUUGAGUAACAAAGAGACAAAAAAAACUACCUAA